Messenger RNA from Pistacia vera, 2715 nucleotides. RefSeq names its product casein kinase 1-like protein HD16. The record is from RefSeq and is a predicted model, not a curated record. Gene Ontology annotation, biological process: endocytosis; signal transduction; peptidyl-serine phosphorylation. NCBI's taxonomy places the organism in Eukaryota, Viridiplantae, Streptophyta, Magnoliopsida, Sapindales, Anacardiaceae. Gene Ontology annotation, molecular function: ATP binding; protein serine/threonine kinase activity. The coding region runs from base 272 to 2389 and encodes 705 amino acids. The transcript has 16 exons. Gene Ontology annotation, cellular component: cytoplasm; nucleus.
AAAAGUAUUCUUCUGCUCUCUCCACACUCUCUCUUCCAUUAGAUUCUUCCUUAAUAGAUCCCCAAAUUUCAAAACCCUAAUUUCGUCACAGAGUGACAAUCAAAGUCUUCAAAUUUGCGAUCAAAAUCCAAAAUUGAAACAUCUGGCUGAUUCACCGUUAGAAAUCUUGCUGAAAUUAAGAAUCUUUUUCGUUGUUGCGAGUGAUUGUGAGGGAAGAUUAGUGUUGUUAGGUUCUUUUUAAAUUGUGAUGAGAAUAAUUGAAGGAUGAACGAUGCCGGUGCUGCGUAGCGGAGUGCGCAGAGGCCGAGCAGCAGCAGCAGCGAAGGCGGAAGAGACGGCGGAGGAUCGGCGGGAGGGGAAUAGGAAUAUAGUCGAGGGAUCGGGAGAGGCGAUUGCGACACGAACGAGGCGGAGACGCGCGGCUGCGGCGGCGGCAGUGCCAUUGCCGGUUGGAGUGCCGAAGAGUAAUAAUAACAAUAAGGAGAAGGUUAAGGUUGAUGAGAAAGUAGUGGUGGUAGCGGAGGUGAAAGAGGUGGAGAAAGCAGAGGAGGAAGUUGGGGAGAAGAAUAUGGAUGAGUUUGACAGUGGUGGUCGAAGUAACGAUAAGGCCGUGGCGGGGGGCGAAGAUGAGGGAAGCACGGCGCCUCUUCCUGAAAAAAUUUCAGUUGGGGGUUCCCCAAUGUAUAGACUGGACCGAAAGCUGGGCAAGGGUGGUUUUGGGCAAGUAUAUGUUGGUCGUCGUGUGUCUCCUGUAAAUACAAAUGAUAGAUCUACCGGCCCAGGAGCUGUGGAGGUUGCGUUGAAAUUUGAACACAGAAGUAGUAAAGGAUGCAACUAUGGACCGCCAUAUGAGUGGCAAGUAUACAACACCCUUGGUGGUAGUCAUGGUGUCCCUCGAGUACACUUCAAGGGCCGGCAAGGUGAUUAUUAUGUCAUGGUCAUGGAUAUGCUGGGACCAAGCUUGUGGGAUGUUUGGAAUAAUAACUCACAUACGAUGUCCAUUGAAAUGGUUGCCUGCAUUGCCAUUGAAGCAAUAUCCAUAUUGGAGAAGAUGCACUCCAGAGGGUAUGUGCAUGGAGAUGUAAAGCCUGAAAAUUUUCUGCUUGGUCCUCCAGGAACAACUGAUGAGAAGAGAUUAUUUCUUGUUGACCUUGGAUUAGCUACUAAAUGGCGAGAUAGUUCAACUGGAUUGCAUGUUGAAUAUGAUCAACGGCCAGAUGUUUUCAGAGGAACUGUGCGUUAUGCUAGCGUACAUGCCCAUUUAGGUAGAACUGGGAGUAGGAGAGAUGAUCUAGAAUCACUUGCUUACACACUCAUUUUCCUUCUUCGAGGUCGUUUGCCUUGGCAAGGAUACCAGGGAGAGAAUAAAGGAUUCCUUGUUUGCAAGAAAAAAAUGGCAACGUCUCCAGAGGCUCUAUGUUGCUUCUGUCCACAGCCUUUUAGACAGUUCGUUGAGUAUGUUGUGAACUUGAAGUUUGAUGAAGAACCUAAUUACACAAAAUACAUUUCCCUCUUUGAUGGGAUUGUUGGUCCAAAUCCAGAUAUCAGGCCAAUUAACACAGAAGGUGCACAGAAGCUUUAUCAAGUUGGUCAUAAGAGAGGUCGGCUAACAAUGGAGGAUGAAGAUGAUGAACAACCGAAGAAGAAGAUUCGGAUGGGAAUGCCAGCUACACAAUGGAUUAGUGUUUAUAACGCUCGUCGACCGAUGAAGCAAAGGUAUCACUAUAAUGUGGCAGAUGCAAGGCUUGCGCAGCACAUUGAGAAAGGGAAUGAGGAUGGAUUGUUUAUUAGCAGUGUAGCUUCAUGUCAAAAUCUGUGGGCCCUUAUUAUGGACGCUGGCACUGGUUUCAGUGCACAAGUCUAUGAACUCUCGCCCUUUUUUCUUCAUAAGGAAUGGAUAAUGGAGCAGUGGGAAAAGAACUAUUACAUCAGUGCAAUAGCUGGAGCUACAAAUGGAAGCUCCUUGGUAGUCAUGUCAAAGGGGACACAGUAUUUGCAGCAAUCUUACAAAGUCAGCGAUUCAUUUCCUUUUAAGUGGAUCAAUAAAAAAUGGAGAGAGGGUUUCUAUGUCACUGCUAUGGCCACCUCUGGCAGUAGAUGGGGAGUGGUCAUGUCUCGCGGUGCAGGAUUUUCUGACCAGGUUGUUGAACUUGAUUUUCUUUACCCAAGCGAAGGUAUUCAUCGGCGGUGGGAUUCUGGAUACCGUAUCACAGCUACUGCAGCAACUUGGGACCAGGCUGCUUUUGUUCUUAGCGUGCCAAGGAGAAAACCUGCAGAUGAAACCCAAGAAACGCUUCGAACUUCAGCUUUUCCUAGUGCACAUGUCAAGGAAAAAUGGGCUAAGAAUCUUUAUAUUGCAUCCGUCUGCUACGGACGAACAGUUUCAUGAGGUGUACAUUAUUAUUUGGUGCCACUCCUGACAGCAUUGUAACUAGUGAGAAUCCUUGUUCUCAACACCACCUUAGGUAGCCACUGGAAAGCAAGAAAUUUCUUAAGUUUCAUGCUCAAGGCUUAGAGAGGUUUUGAUGAGUACAGAUUUAAUUGAUUUUAAUCAAGGUAUAGAUGCCAGGUUAGUCACACUGUAUGUUGUGUCAAUCGGGUGGAAUUUCUCUUUGGCCAAUGUCCCAAUUUUAUGGGUCUGUUAGCUUUGUAUAGUCUUGAACAAUAAGCACUUUUGUAGGUCAUAAUAUGCAAAAAGUUGGCUUUUAAUCAUUA